Messenger RNA from Amyelois transitella, 597 nucleotides. It is a transcript of the gene CSP4, whose product is annotated as allergen Tha p 1. The coding region runs from base 73 to 465 and encodes 130 amino acids. The transcript has 3 exons. Lineage: Eukaryota; Metazoa; Arthropoda; Insecta; Lepidoptera; Pyralidae. The record is from RefSeq and is a predicted model, not a curated record.
CACUGGUAUAUAUACGAGUAUAUCACCUGCCAGCUUAAGUAACUGACGACUACCAGCCAUUAUCGGACCGCAAUGAUGAGGAAGAGUCUAGUAUUUCUGUGUUGCGUGGUGGCCGCGCUGGCGCGCCCUAGCGACAAAUAUACUGAUAAGUAUGACAACAUCAACAUCCAAGAGAUCUUGGAAAACAAGAGACUGUUGGAAGCUUACGUCAACUGCGUUUUGGACAAGGGCAAGUGCACGCCGGAAGGAAAGGAACUAAAAGAACAUCUCCAAGAGGCUAUAGAGACAGGCUGUGAGAAAUGUACCGAAGCUCAAGAGAAGGGUGCCUACACUACCAUAGAGUAUCUGAUUAAAAAUGAACCAGAAGUCUGGCGCAAACUGACCGACAGGUUUGACCCUGAGGGCAAAUACAGGAAGAAGUAUGAAGACCGCGCAAGGGCCAAGGGCAUCGUGAUUCCUGAGUAAACUGUUUGACUACAUCGCCUUAUCUUCAAUAAACAGAACAUCAGAAUCAAUACAUUUUUCCUUGUGUCGUUUUGUUAUCUUAUAUAUUCUGUUGUUUUUUCACUUUUAUUAUAUUAAAGGGAUUUUUAUUAA